AUGCGAAAGGUACUACCCGAAAUUCUCCAAAGGACACUCGAUCAACGCGGGCGAUUACAAGAUCACGUCACCCGGGGAAAGUUGGCGGAGCCCUUCAUUGUCACACACUUUUUAGUCAACUCCUGGAAGGACCACUCAAUUCCAACCAAUCUGGAACAGAUCAUAGCCCUCUUGAAGUGCGUCACCAGGGCUCCAUUGGAAAAUCCUAUCACGGUGCACUGCUCGGCGGGGAUUGGCCGCACUUCAGCCUUCGUCGCCGUUGACUACGCCAACCAAGCAAUUAUGGCCAAUCCCGACUUCACGAUGGUCCAGCUGCUCAAGGAGUUGCGCAAGAUGAGAUUUCAUGCAGUGCAGGGCGGCGGUCAAUAUUUCUACAUUCAUGCGGGCCUGAUUGAAUUGUGGGUGAGCGGGGGAAUCAUCAAUAGGGAUCAUUGCAAGAGUUUCCUGGGCGGCUACAAGAAAAUUUGUGAAAUCCUCAACAAGAAAGUCAGCGAAACCCCA
Mesorhabditis belari is the source of this 501-nucleotide messenger RNA. Lineage: Eukaryota; Metazoa; Nematoda; Chromadorea; Rhabditida; Rhabditidae. The record is from the annotation of a GenBank genome assembly.